Lepidothrix coronata (blue-crowned manakin) is the source of this 2027-nucleotide messenger RNA. Its product is annotated as C-C chemokine receptor type 8-like. Gene Ontology annotation, cellular component: membrane. Gene Ontology annotation, biological process: G protein-coupled receptor signaling pathway; chemotaxis; immune response. Gene Ontology annotation, molecular function: chemokine receptor activity. The record is from RefSeq and is a predicted model, not a curated record. Bases 133 to 1188 code for a protein of 351 amino acids. The transcript is spliced from 2 exons. NCBI's taxonomy places the organism in Eukaryota, Metazoa, Chordata, Aves, Passeriformes, Pipridae.
AAUCUCAGCCGUCUCCGCAAGUGGUGAAGUGAACCUCCUGUAAACUCCUGAGCCCAAGCAACAGAGCAGAAGAAGAAGGGGACAGGGGCCAUCUGAGAGGGUAGAAGCUUCUUGCUGUCAAAGGUAUCUGAGAUGAAUCCCACAAGCCAAUCCCUUGGCACAACUGAAUAUGAUUAUGGAUAUGAUGAAAACACUGCUCCAUGCAAUGAAGGAAACAGCUUUCGCAGGUUUAAAUCCCUCUUUCUGCCAAGUCUUUACUGCCUCGUGUUUGUCUUCUGCCUUCUGGGAAACUCCUUGGUCCUUUGGGUUCUCCUGACCAGGAAAAGGCUGACGACAAUGACAGACAUCUGCCUGCUGAACCUUGCUGCCUCUGAUCUCCUCUUCGUUGUGCCUCUCCCUUUCCAAGCCCACUACGCUUCAGACCAGUGGGUUUUUGGCAAUGCUAUGUGCAAGAUAAUGGCUGGCAUUUAUUACACAGGUUUUUAUAGCAGUAUUUUCUUUAUAACUCUCAUGAGCAUAGACAGGUAUAUAGCAAUUGUUCAUGCUGUCUAUGCCAUGAGGAUACGGACAGCCUCUUGCGGUGUAAUUAUCAGUUUAAUCCUGUGGCUGGUGGCUGGCUUGGCUUCUGUGCCCAACAUCAUAUUCAACCAGGAGCUGGAAAUCGAGCAGGCUGUACAGUGUGUCCCCACAUACCCACCAGGCAGCAAUACCUGGAAGGUUGCUUCUCAGUUUGCAGUCAAUAUCUUGGGCCUCUUGAUUCCCUUCAGCAUCCUCGUUUGCUGCUACGCCCAGAUACUGAAAAACCUGCAAAAAUGCAAAAAUCGGAACAAGAUCAAGGCGAUCAAGAUGAUCUUCAUCAUUGUCAUUGUUUUCUUCCUCUUCUGGACUCCCUUCAACAUCGCACUGUUCCUGGACUCUCUGCAGAGCCUGCACAUCAUCAAUGACUGCAAGGCAAGCUCCCAGAUAGCCCUGGCCCUGCAGCUGACGGAAACCAUUUCCUUCAUCCACUGCUGCCUGAACCCCGUCAUCUACGCCUUCGCUGGGGUGACAUUCAAGGCCCAUCUUAAAGGACUGCUUCAGUCCUGUGCCCGUGUCCUCUCCAGCCCUGCUGGAGGUGCUGGGGCAGGCCAAUCAUUUUCGACACCCACCCAGCAUUCUGGCUGGUCUGACAGCACUGGGGUCAUGUGAGCCCACAUGAGUUGCCUUCUGCUGGUAGAGGGGCUGGCUGAAGGUCUGAUGUAGUCUUGGAGGGUGUGCCAUGUGUGCAGCAUCCCCCUGGGAGAAGCAGUAUACCUGUACCUCCUUUUGGGAUAUGCUGUGAAUUGUGACCUAAGUUGCGACAUUAAUUUUCCAAGAGCACUGGUGCACUUGUAAAAUAGUGACUGUACAGGGUUGCAACAGAAUGAUUUUUAAUUAAGUUUUUUAGAGCUCUUUUAAUACAUUUCAGCAAGCAAAGUUCUUCCUCUAGUAUUUAUUUUCUUCUCUGAUGAAAGCAUUGCUUCUGCCUCACCCCCAAAUAUGCUCUGCCUUGUGGAAGCUGUUCCAUACCUGAAUCCCUACAUCCUUGGGACAGACAUGGGGCACCCUCUAGGAAGUGGGGAAGUGGACAGGCAUGGGAUUGUUUCACAUUGUAAAAAGGGAAUCACCUCAGCCACUGUCACCGCUCCCCCUUUGCCUCAGCUCCCAGAUUAAGAGGCCCCUCAGCUCAGGACCCUGUUACUUUACUGUGGGAUGCCCCCAGGGGCACAGCUGGGGAGCUGCUGCUGCCCAGGGCAGCCUUUGGUGGUGAUGCCUCCAAAAAUAACAAAGCAAUACCUCCAGGUGUCCCCUAUACUGGUCACUUAUGGAGGCUCAUACACUUGAAAAUGUUGUCAUCAGAGCAGGCAGGACAUUGGCAUCACCUCUGGAGCUGUAGGAUCUCCAACUCCGUGCUUCCAGCGCUCGCUGCUAAAUAUAAUCACCACCAAAUGGCAUGUAGCAAGUAGGCUCAAUCUCUUUUUACAUUUGUACAUAUUUUCUAACAUAUU